CAGGCUUGCCUGCUUCCACCACCAACCUGGCACCUUCUCCGCUCCACAGCCACCUGUCCACAGCCAGCACAGGGCCUUCGCCAUCCUGUUCGCCCGCACCCUUCUUCGUCCCGCUCGACAGCUCGUCGCACGGCCCACCCUCGUCGUACCCCGCCACGUCGCGCGCGUCCCGCUGCGCACCAUGGCCACCGCGCCGAGCAGCUCGCCGCAGGGCAUCCACACGGCCUCGUUCAAGGGCAUACAUGCCGCACUGAACCUGCCGGCGCUGCCGUCGCACCCGUCGGCCGACCCGGCGCGGCAUCCGCUCGACGCCUUCCUGCUCGCGGCCGCCGAGCAGGUCGCCGCCGCGCUCGACAUCGACUUCGACAAGGCGUGGCAGGGCACGCAGCUGCACUCCAAGGGCGCAGACAUCAUCGUCACCGUGCCGCGCUUCCGUCUGCCCGGCAAGCCCGCAGACGUGGCGCAGAAGGUGGUUGAUGCGUUCAAGCCCAAUGCCUACCUCGAGUCGGCGACGAACGAGAAGGGCUUCGUGUGGAUCACCUGCCACACCCCGACACUCACUGCGCUCACGCUCGGCACGAUCCACGAGCUCUCGCGCGGCCGCUCGAGCGGCUCGUGGGCCGGCGAGGAUCUGGCGGAGAGCUCAGGGCUGUACGGCACGAACGCGUCGGGCGCAGGCAAGCAGAUGAUCGUCGAGUUCUCCAGUCCCAACAUCGCCAAGCCAUUCCACGCCGGACACCUGCGCAGCACCAUCAUCGGCGCCUUCAUCGCCAACCUGUACGAAGCCAACGGCUGGAAGGUCGAGCGGUGGAACUACCUCGGCGACUGGGGCAAGCAGUUCGGUCUCCUGGCCGUGGGAUGGGAGAAGUACGGCGACGAGGCGCUGCUGAAGGAGGACGCUGUCAAGCACCUGUACGACGUGUACGUGCACAUCAACAAGACGGCCGAGGCAGAGCCAGAGAUCCACGACGCUGCGCGUGCCUACUUCAAGGCCAUGGAGGACGACGACGAGCACGCGCUCGGCCUCUGGAAGAAGUUCCGCGACCUCUCGAUUGAGAAGUACAAGGAGACGUAUGCCCGUCUCAACGUUCACUUCGACGUGUACUCGGGCGAGUCGCAGGUGUCCAAGCAGAACAUCGCCACCGCCCUGGAGCACAUUCGCGCCUCCGACUACGUCGAGAAGGCCGAGAACGGCGCGCUGCUGAUCGAUCUGAGCAAGUACAAGCUCGAGAAGGCGGUCAUCGAGCGCAAGGACGGCACGCCGCUCUACAUCACCCGCGACAUUGGCGAGGCCAAGCAGCGCUGGGACCGCUUCGUGGAGCAGCGCGGCGACGGCCUGGGCUUCGACAAGAUGAUCUACGUUGUCGCCUCGCAGCAGGACCUGCAUCUGGCGCAGUUCUUCAAGGUGCUCGAGCUCAUCGGCUACGAGUGGGCGCAGCCCGCGGCGCAGCGCCUGCUGCACAUCAACUUCGGCAUGGUGCUUGGCAUGUCGACGCGCAAGGGCACGGCCGUUUUCCUCGAGCACAUUCUCGAUGAGGCCAAGGAGAACAUGCACAACGUCAUGCGCUCCAACGAGGACAAGUACGCGCAGGUCGAGAACCCCGAGCUCACGGCCGACGUGCUCGGCAUGACGGCCGUCAAGGUGCAGGACAUGGGCGCCAAGCGCAUCAACAACUACCAGUUUGACUGGAGCCGCAUGCUGUCGUUCGAGGGCGACACGGGCCCGUACAUGCAGUACAACCACGUGCGGCUGUGCUCCGUCGAGCGCCGCGUGGCUGACCUGGACGGCGUCGCGCUCCCCGCCGUGCUCGACCCGUCCUCGCUGCGCCUGGAACUGCUCGCCGAGCCCAAGGCGCGCGAGGUCAUCAUGCUCCUGGCCGCGUGGCCGGAGACGGUGCGGGCCAACCUCAAGGAUCUGCAGCCGUCGACGAUUGUGCACUUCUGCUUCCGUCUCUGCCACGCGCUCAGCAGUGCGUGGGAGAUCCUCAUCGUCCGCAAGCAGGAGAAGGACCUGGCUCUCGCGCGUCUGUUCCUCUUCCGCUGCUCGAAGGACGUGCUCAGCGCAGCCAUGCGCCUGCUCACCAUCCAGCCGCUGCAGCGCAUGUAGACGCGUCGAUGGGCACGCAGUGCGCGGACCUGGGCUGGAGCAUCGGGCCAUCUGCCGUUCUCGCCCCGAUGACCGCGGCUGGAUCAGCGAUAAAAACGUAUGGAUUUAGCUCACGACGCUUGGCGCUCGGAGCAUGCAAGGCGUAAUGGACAUGAUGUGGCGGCACGAGCGGCCGGACGAAGGCAAUCUCGCCCGAGUCAGCUCGUUCCGCGAGUGACGGCG
Molecule: messenger RNA, 2329 nt
Organism: Tilletiopsis washingtonensis
Lineage: Eukaryota; Fungi; Basidiomycota; Exobasidiomycetes; Entylomatales
Product: arginyl-tRNA synthetase
Exons: 4
Coding region: 182-2107 (641 amino acids)
Biological process (GO): mitochondrial translation; arginyl-tRNA aminoacylation
Cellular component (GO): cytoplasm; mitochondrion
Molecular function (GO): ATP binding; arginine-tRNA ligase activity
Source: RefSeq, a predicted model, not a curated record